AUGGCGCAAUCAGGACGAGCAGGGUCAGCAGCAGCAGCGGCGCUGCGCCAUGUGCUGCUACUGCAGCGGGACGUGCCGCGGGCAGCGAAUUUUUUCAAGGAAGGGCUGGGAUUGCCCGUGUUGGUGUGCACAGAACGAUGGGCGGAGGUGCAGGCGGGACCCACGCGGAUCGCGCUGCAGCAAUGCGACAGCACAGCGCACACAGCUCAUGGCUUCUCUCCCCUUCUGUCCUUCUCUGUGCGUGGAGAAGGGGAGUUUGAUUCCACUCUCUUGCGCAUGCUGCGGUUGGGAGCGGUGAUGGACGGUGCUGUGGUGCACAUGCCACAAGGCCGAGUAGCUGCUCUAAGAGCUCCUGACGGCCCGAUGCUGAGUCUUGUUGAGGAAUCGGAGGAGGCUUGA
Molecule: messenger RNA, 399 nt
Organism: Closterium sp. Naga37s-1
Lineage: Eukaryota; Viridiplantae; Streptophyta; Zygnematophyceae; Desmidiales; Closteriaceae
Source: the annotation of a GenBank genome assembly